Molecule: messenger RNA, 3078 nt
Organism: Penicillium vulpinum
Lineage: Eukaryota; Fungi; Ascomycota; Eurotiomycetes; Eurotiales; Aspergillaceae
Product: glycoside hydrolase family 71 protein
Exons: 2
Coding region: 1-3078 (1025 amino acids)
Biological process (GO): mating projection tip cell wall disassembly
Molecular function (GO): glucan endo-1,3-alpha-glucosidase activity
Source: RefSeq, a predicted model, not a curated record
AUGAAUCUCCUUUGGAGUCUCGUUGUUGCAAUAUGGUACCUUCCUCUCAUGGUCCAGGCAAGGGCAGUGUUUGCUCAUUUCAUGGUCUCCAAUACAGCCGGGUAUAAAGUCUCAGAUUGGGAAGAGCAUAUGAGCGAGGCUAUUCAUGCCCACAUUGACGCAUUUGCCCUCAACAUUGCCAAUGACGAGGAUAUCACCGAAUCUUCCUUGGGAAAUGCUUUCCUUGCGGCCCAAAACACCGGAUUUCAACUGUUCUUUUCGUUUGAUUAUGCUGGCAAUGGUCCAUGGGACAAAGCAAAAGUAAUCAGUCUUCUCAAUUCCUACGCUGGCAGCUCGCUGACGUACUGGCAUCACAACGGCCAACCGCUGUGCUCCACAUUUGAAGGACCUGGCAAUGCAGCCGACUGGGCAAAUAUCAAGAAGGCGACGAACUGCUUUUUCGUACCUGAUUGGUCAUCUCUGGGAGCGAAGAUUGCCAUGGACCAGGCCAAUGGAAUUGCAGAUGGGCUUUUCAGCUGGGCCGCCUGGCCAUAUGGACCGUCGGACAUGGAUACCUACACCGAUGCCUCCUACCAGCAGUUCCUGAAUGGUAAAGCGUACAUGAUGCCCGUCUCGCCCUGGUUCUACACGAACAUGCCCGGUUAUGACAAAAAUUGGAUGUGGCGCGGAGACGACCUCUGGUAUGAUCGUUGGCAACAGGUCAUGUACCUGGCGCCGGAAUUCGUCGAAAUCAUUUCGUGGAACGACUAUGGCGAAUCUCAUUAUAUUGGCCCUUCUUACGACAGCCACAAAGAGCUGGCUGAUGCCACCUACGUGGCAUUCGGCGACAAAUACGGCAAGUCGCCUUUCAACUACGCCCAAGCGUAUGACCAUAGUGGCUGGCGAGCCUUCCUCCCCUUCUUGAUCGACAACUACAAAAUGAACAGCACCACGAUCACAGAGGAAGGGGUGUCAGCAUGGUAUCGGCUCAAUGCGGCAGGAGCGUGUGCUUCCGAUGGCGACACGACGGCAAACACCGUGAGCCAGCUGCAGUUGGAAUAUUACCCCAAGGAUGUCGCCCAGGAUAAGAUCUUCUUCUCUGCACUGUUGGGCUCCACGGCCCAGGUCACAGUCACAGUCGGGGGUGUCGAUCUUGGCGCUUCUUGGACCCAUAUUCCCAGCGGUAACGCGGGUAUCUAUCAUGGCAGUGUGUCCUUUAAAGGCCACUCCGGAGAUGUUUACGUCACAAUCACACGCGGCGGAGCCACUCUAGUCUCUCUAGGCGGAGAACAGAUCAGCAGCGGAUGUUCCAACACACUGGGCAUCGAAAACUGGAACGCCUGGGUCGGUAGCGAGAUGGCCGGAAACUCUAUAUCUGUCGAAUCCCCUUCGCUGGCCAACCAAGUUUGCAUCCAGGGCUGGGGAAAGGGUAAUUUUGCCGGAAUAUGUGACUUCACUUGCAGUCUGGGUUACUGCCCUCCAAGUGCCUGCGUGUGUACGAAGAUGGGACCACAGCCCGAAAUGCCUAAGGCUACCGGUGUUCAAGGGUAUCCCACUACAGGCGAGAGCGCUAGCUAUAGCGGUCUAUGUUCCUUUGCUUGCAACUACGGUAAUUGCAUUGCAGGCGUGUGUGGUACUACCAAGGUCCCGCUCAACGUGCCCACGACCUCGCCGUUCGUCCCGGAUACAUGCACGGCCGGCACUGGGUCUGGGGCCUUUGCCGGCUUGUGCAGCUAUGGAUGCAAUGUUGGAUAUUGCCCUAUUCACAACUGUACAUGCACAGCCACGGGUCCUUUGAAUGUCCCCUCCGCCUCCAACUCCAGCAUUACGGGCCUCUCUUCCGUCGGCGGUGACAGCGGACUGUGCAACUUUGCUUGUGAGAGGGGCUACUGCCCGGAUCCUACCUGUGUGGAUAACGCAUCUCCCUCAACCAACUGUGAUAAUGACGAUGGGACAAAUGCCGCAUGCGAUGAGCCUGUGGUUUGCGACUUUACUCUGAGCUUCGGAUCGAUGGAUGAUCUGCAAGACGCACUUGGCGACCUAGAUGCAGUAUGUGUGGACUACUACAUGUUGGAUGUGCUGGCCACAGUACUCAACCAGACCUUGGCCAACUACACCGAUAUCACGAGCAGCUACGAUAAGAAAUUCGACGAGUAUGUCGAAUAUAUCAAGGAGAUCAUCCCCAAGCAGCUGGAUGCAUUCAUGUAUCCCGAGGAGCCCUAUGGUCCAGGAAAUCAAUUCUUCCAAUGCACCUACAACCAUAUUGGCCGGAACAGCACCACACAAUCGUGUCCCGCGGACAUUGGUAUCGUUUCGGGCACAUAUACAGUCUACUACGAGUUGGUAGACGAAGACGGCUUCUACAAGAAGCUAUCCACUGACUAUGGCAUCGAAGAGUCAUGGGUGAGCUUUGGAAACAACAAAUUGGACUUGAGUUGUACGCCUGAAAUGGAUAAAAUAGGCUGCGAAAUGGUCCACAGAACCUACACCGGCUUUCCCGUGGAGGCAGAUAAAAGCACUAUCAAGGUCGCCAACCCCAAAGAUAUCAUGACCAUGGCCCUGCCGAACAUACGGAGCCUCAAAGCCAGUAUCUCUGUGGCUCAAAUCCAGCUUGCAUUGGGAUCAUGGGUCGGUCCCACGGAUGAUCUCGUACAAUCCAUCUCCUUGGCAGUCUUCAUGCUCAGCCAGGCUGUGAGCAACAUGCAGGAAGUGGUUGAGAUUGCCGACUCAUACGAGGAGGAAAAGAAGAAGGAUUUGAUCAGCAAAAUAUUGAUGGGAGUUCUUCUAGUUGUGCCAUUUUUGGGUGAAGUAGACCUCGUGACAGAUGCUUUCGUCGGACUUUCGCGUAUCAUUACCAUCAUUGGUGAUGCCGGGGUGGCUGCCACAACCAUUUAUGCCGUCGUGGAAGACCCCAAGAUGGCACCGCUCACUAUCCUGGAAACGCUUCUGUUUACUGGCAUGCGCAAUCCUGAGGAAUUCUCGGCCAUGGGCACCGCUCGGAGAGGCAUGAGCAAGGAUGAUCUCAAGAGUCUAGGCUCGGGGAUUGCUGCCCUGGACAAGCAGUUCCAGGACAUUGUUGCAAAGUGUGUGUCCAAGUGA